AUGCGGUGCGCGAGCAAGGCCGCCGAGAGCGCGUCCGCACGUCUCUGUGCGGACGCCGAAGCAGAAACCACAGCAACUGAUGUCUCAUCGGUUGCUGAAGCGACUCAGCUUGUGUCUCCUGGUGAUGCAGGCGCUCGUCAUGAAGACACUCAUGUCUUCACAGAGUAUGAGCUCGGUGUCUCAUACUCUCCUGAUACGGAAGACGGAUCCGUAUCGACGGCGAUUGAAUCCAAGCUGCCUGCCAAGCAUGGCAUGGAUGAUGCUAUGUGUCGCAGCAUCUUUGGUUAG
Messenger RNA from Peronospora matthiolae, 288 nucleotides. The record is from the annotation of a GenBank genome assembly. Lineage: Eukaryota; Oomycota; Peronosporomycetes; Peronosporales; Peronosporaceae.